CCUACGCACAGGUCUCAGCUGAGUUGCACUGCCAAUGCUUUGUGCACUAAUCUUGCUUAUGAAAAUAAUUUGCUGACAGUCAAGAGUGUUACUGUGUGAGCGCACAACAGAAACGAGGCACUUUUUCAACCAUUUGCUUGUGCAUUGAUGGCGUGAAUCAUAACAAAUGAUCUUAGGAGUUCCUUUUAUUACUUUUUGACUCUAAUGAAACUUGUCCGACUCAACAGGCAGUUGCCUUUAUAGUGGCUUGAUUGUCCACAAACCUCAUCUAAAGUGUUUUGCCUGCUUGUUAAGGAUGAACGUCACAUUCUUUAACCACACUGUCUUUACGCGCGGAGCUUUGCUCAACCGCAGUCAAGAACUGGCGGGGACACUGGUUGAUUGCUGCACGGGUAACGCGAGCGAAGUGACGGCGAACGACGGUAGCGGGUCUUUAGUUCUCGCGCAAGAUGAGCGCAAGAUGUUCGUGACGCGCGUGGUGCAGAUCGCGGUGCUGUGUGUCCUGUCGCUCACGGUGAUGUUCGGGAUCUUUUUCCUUGGUUGCAACCUCAUGAUCAAGUCCGAAAGUAUGAUCAACUUUCUGGUCAAGGAACGGAGACCAUCCAAAGACGUCGAGGCGGUGAUGAUCGGACUGAGUUAGUCACGAGUGUCACCUGAAAUGGGGCUGCAGGACCGAAUGCCAGGUAGCUACAUGAUGGCGAGUGGCACCCAAUUGUUCUCAGAUUGUUGGGCACGAAGAUAUGCAACUUAUAUUUUUACUCCCUUUUGUUCUACGAAGAAAAACGUUUUCAAAGAUAUUGAAAUGUUACGAAAAGUUGCACGUUUACGAAAUGCGAAUGUAUUGUUUAUUCAUGUUUACGUAGCUCUUUGUAUUAAAGAUAAUUUUGCGUGUGCAUUACGAUUGACAAUAUUGAAUUUACAGUUAAGUGUUUAGACGUUUUUACCUCAGAUUAAAGCAGAGUAUGUAAUUAUGUUAGUACAAGACAAUUUUUGUGAACGGUUACUUUUUUUUUUUUUUUGCACCUUGCAUCGCAAGUGUUUUUACCUUGAAGAUGUCCGAAUGUAUUUUUCUUCGAGUUUAACUUGUGACCGAGGGCACGCGAGGGGGAGAACAGCUAAUCUGCACGUUUUUUUUUUUUUUUUUUUUUUUUUUUUAAUGACUCGGGGUGACAUCUCUCCCCUCAGCAUGCGCGAUGCUCGGUGUGUCCAGCACUUUCUAUAUAUGACCUCAAUGCUGCAUGGAGUAUUUUGUAAACA
This is a messenger RNA of Myxocyprinus asiaticus (Chinese sucker), 1257 nucleotides long. RefSeq names its product reprimo-like protein. The coding region runs from base 296 to 640 and encodes 114 amino acids. The transcript has a single exon. The record is from RefSeq and is a predicted model, not a curated record. Lineage: Eukaryota; Metazoa; Chordata; Actinopteri; Cypriniformes; Catostomidae.